Drosophila takahashii is the source of this 3392-nucleotide messenger RNA. It is a transcript of the gene Cog1, whose product is annotated as conserved oligomeric Golgi complex subunit 1. Gene Ontology annotation, biological process: intra-Golgi vesicle-mediated transport. The record is from RefSeq and is a predicted model, not a curated record. Lineage: Eukaryota; Metazoa; Arthropoda; Insecta; Diptera; Drosophilidae. Gene Ontology annotation, cellular component: COG complex; Golgi apparatus.
UUCCGCCCUCUGGCAACACUGCUAUUUGUUAUUGUUUUUAAAAUAAAAACCAUUUUUCGGAUAAAUGACGGCCAAUUUGUUGAACCUGAACGUGGACACGCUGUUCGAGCAGCACAGCGUGUCCGAGAUCGACGUGGUGCACAAGAAGAUCCAGUCGGUGGUGGAGAACAAGCGCGAGGAGCUGCGCAACCAUGUCGGCGAGCGGUACAGGGACCUCCUGCAGGCGGCGGACACCAUUGCAGCCAUGCAGACCUCGGCGGGCACGCUCAUGGAGCAAGUGCGUCACGUGCAGGCCAACUGCCGCAGCCUCAACGAGCAGCAGCUCCUGGGCUUCCAGUCCACCACGAAUCCGAGUCCCAAGGACGCGGCGCUGCAGCAGAGGAGUGCCGGCAGGAAGCUGCAGACCUACUACGGCACCAUGGCCCAGAUCAAGCUGCUCACCGCCCUGCCGGAACUGAUCUGGACGCACCUGGACCAUGACCGCUUCUACGCCGCCACCGAGCUCUUCAUCUUCAGCCGGCACAUCAGCACCGGCCUGCAGUUGGACGGGCAGAGUGCCCUGAUGCAGAAACUGCCGGUCGCCCGCAAGCAGUGGGAGAUCCUGCGUCCCUUUCACGUCACCAUCAAACAGGCCGUGCUGGCUGCCCUGGAGAGGGAGGAACUGCAUCCCGAGAUGGCCGUGGACUGCCUGCAGAGCCUCCUGCUGCUGGACAAGAGCGACCUGAGUGCUGUCUUGAAGACAUUCCUGAACCUGCGCUCCUCCGCCUUUCUGAGCUGCCUGCAAAGCAGACCUUCGGAUCCGCGUCGCGUCAAGGAGCGCAUCCUGGCCAGCUUGGGGGUACUCAAUAGCACCGUGGAGCUGCUGGACAAGUGUCUGCUAGGUGACAGUCUUCUCUUCGCCCGCCUAGCGGACUGCGCCUCCGCCACGUGUCCGCCCAGCAUCAACCGAAUGGAGAGCAGCGAACGCCAGCUGGCUCACCUUUUACCAGACAUAAUUGCCGGCUUCAAGCCGCAAUUCGAGGUUCCUCAGCUAACGCCGGAACAACUAGGCUCCUCACUUCAACAGUGGCUGGACAAGAUGAACGCCCUGGCAGCGGCUCACCUGCAGCAAGUAUUCGCCCUUGUCGGCAACAUGCAAACCAUUCAGGACAUUAAGUCGGCGGCCAGGACCAAUGGUCGGCCGGACUUUGUGCGCCUAGAACAGCAGCUGCAUCUGCAGCACAGCCAGUUGGACUUCUACGCCCGCAAGUACGUGCCACUGAUCAAUGCCAGAGUGCGGGAGAUCAUACGCAGCAGUUGGGCGGCAGCCAUGAAGCAGACCUACGAACAGGUGCUCCUACUCAUCGAAGGCGGACAGUCGCCGCAACAGAUUUGGCGAGAACAGAGCGACGACCUGCCUUUGAGCUUGGCGGCGGCACUCAGCGAUCAACCAAAACGGCUGGCCAAUCGUACAAAGGGUUACGAUGGCGCCACAAUGGAGCUGUGCAAGCGUUUCGACGCACAGCUGGCGGACAUCGUCCAGGAGCUCAAUGUAAUGCUGCAGGAGCAGACAACGCGGUCGGAGGACAAGCAUUCGCUCAUCCAGUUCCUCCGCGAGACGGCCGAGGAGCAGCUGACGGAGUAUCUGACCAACCUCAAGGGUCUGCAGCUCAGGGAGCGGCCUGCUCUGCUCCUUGCUCUGCGCAAUAGCCUGGCCUUGGUGGAACUGUGCCCCAAUUUGAAGCUCUGCUUCUGCCAGCCUUCCAGUUGGCGGCAGUGGACUGACAACUUGGCGGGUGUCGGGAUCGAGCAUUGGCAGCGCAUUUGCGGCCUGAUCGAAGAGGAGAUGCUGUCCUUCUGGCUGCUGAUCGUUGACGAUGUUUUGAACGGACAUAAUUGCGAGGAAAAGCUGCCGAAGGUCAUCAACCCUGAAGUGGUCCUCAGCGACUUUGCGCUUUGGCAGACCUUGACUCUGGAGCAGCGUGACGAGGACCAGGAGCAGAGUGUUCAGUCCACCAUUCGCAUUCCUAGUCAGCCGCGUCUCUCGCUGCAAACAUAUCUCCAUCAGCUGAUUCAGGCAUUAAACCUGGCUGUUCCUCAAACAUUGCCACCCAAAGUAUUGCAAGCCUUCAUCCAGCGGCUUCUGGAAAAACUGCUCAUCCACUAUGAGGGAUUAGCCCAGUCGGAGUGCACUAAAUCCACCCAGAACAUUGCCCUGCAGUUGUACUUUGAUCUGAAGUUCCUGGAGCGCGUGUUCGCCGUUACGCGUGAGGAGCGGGCUCUCUACGACCAGAUUCACGCCCAGCAGAGCCAGCUGCGCGACUGCAUUGAUCCUUUUGACUUUGAGCUAUUUGCCGAGCACAUAACUGCGCAUGUGGCCAGAGCUUCGAGCCGCCUACAAGGCGAAUUGGGCGUGCUGACACCCGCGACAACUGCUCCAAGUCAGGCAGCCACUUCAUUGGCCCAUGAAGCAGAUCCCAAUGUGCUGUGUCUCAGCUCAUCCGGAUCGACGUCCCUUUGGUUCCCCCUGCUGCCCAUUGUGAUGCCACAAGCUGCUGGAAGAGUUACUGGGAUCGAACGGAAAUCCGUGGCACAAGAACCUGCGGAGAAAAUGGCGACGGCGACAACGACAACGACACCGACGCGGAAGUCGGGGGGCAAUGGUGCCCGCAAGGGAGACGGCAGCAAAUCCAAAUCGAGCGCAGCUUCCUUUUUCGGGAUGUCCCAGGAGUGGUUCCGCUAGAGGAGUCGAGUCAAGUGGCCUGUGAAGUGCAUCCGAGUGGAAUGCGGAACCCUCUCUCCUCGCCGUUCCAUUGUUAAAGCGAGCAUUCAGAAUGUUUAACCUGUAUCCCAGCAUAUACACAUUAUAGAUACAUAUUCCCUGAUAUCACUUUUAAUUCCAACUUAACUCUAAAUUUGUAAUUUUUAAUGCGCUUUGAUGUUGCCACCGAUGCUAUUUCUUGCCUCCCUUCUUGCCACCGCCCGCGGCUGCCUUUUGGUCCUGUCCUUUCUUGGCUCCACCUUUGUCACCGCCGCCUCCAUCGCCGCCUUUGUUUUUAUUUCCGGCUCCACCGCCGCCGCCGCCUCCUCCGCCACCGCCGCCCUUUUUCUGUGGGCAAAGAAACACGGAAAGAUUUCGCUUUGAGCUGGGACUGAGCAAAUAACGAGCCACGGUUGUUCAAAGUUGCGGAGCAAAGUCAGUAAAUGAGAAAAAGGUUAGUUGGCGCAGGGAUUGCAAUGAGGAGGCCGCGAUUCCAAAGGGUUAGAAGUUGUUUAAUUACAUUCAAAAUUAAAUAUUAUUUCCGUUGUGCAUAAAAAAUAAUGUAAUAAUUCUUCAACAAUUUAGGUCACGCCUAUGAAUAUUUAAAUUAAAAGGAAGUAAAAUAAAUAUAUUUCUGUAUUUAUAAGCAUUU